Canariomyces notabilis is the source of this 1825-nucleotide messenger RNA. RefSeq lists its product as uncharacterized. The coding region runs from base 97 to 1632 and encodes 511 amino acids. The transcript has a single exon. The record is from RefSeq and is a predicted model, not a curated record. Lineage: Eukaryota; Fungi; Ascomycota; Sordariomycetes; Sordariales; Chaetomiaceae.
UCAGAUGAACAGGAAUUGUUGACUGCUUGCCUAGCCGAGUACUCGCGUCGAAGCAGCGCCCAAGAGCUCUUCCCCCAGCCAACGACAGAGAUCCUGAUGCGGCCCUUGACGCUGACGCUGUACUCCGUUCCCCGGAAGGUGUCAGAGGUCCAUUCUUUGGCGGAUGAUGCAGACGUGAUCGCAAGAUACUGGGCCGAGCAGCAGCACCAGAGCCCGCUGCGUCAGUCGUCGAGAUGCAAUGUUACUGCGCCCGGCUCGGCAACCUUUGGCCGUUUGAGCGGCCUCUUUAGUGUGAGACCGCACGACGAUAACCCAGGUCCGGCACAUGCCAUCACCGUCUCCCAGGCGGUGUCCAGCAAAAUCCAAAGCCCCUUCACCCCAAAUGCGGCUGUUCCCAGGGCACAAUCUUCGUUUGGCAUUGUUGACGGCACAAACUCGGCAAAUGCGGCCAUAAACCACGAGAUCCCCGUUGAUCUCGAGUCUCUGCGGCGCGGUCCACGGCUUCGCUACCCUAGGCUGCCUCCGAAACCUCGAAUACCCGGAAACAGUGUUUGGGACAUUCCCCGGGCCACACGAGAGCUGUGGGGAGCAAUGGGUCGCCUUCGCGGGCUCUUAAUUGCCGAGGCUGUUCUUUGGAAGCUCUCCUCCAUGAGCUUCGUCUCGAGCAUGACCGUCGUCAUCGUGAGAAACCACAAUCAGGGCACCGUCGGCGAGGGCGUCGUCGCCUGGGCUGUAUUGAGCGGUCUCCUCUUCAUAAUCUUGCCCAUCGCCUUUUGGCUCACCAUCCUCCAGUACCGCAAGACCGGACGGGCAAUCAUCUCAGAUAAGGCCUGGAUUGAGAUGCACCACUGGUCGAAGCCGCUUCCUCCUUGCCCACCCAACACACCUGAAGAGGAAAAAGACAACGACUGCACCACCCCAGCCUUGGGGAAAGUUACCCAGGAUCAGGAGCAGCUGCGCCGGGAGUUUGAGUUGCUCAGAGGCCGAAUCGGCGCUCUCGAAGAAGGGCAGCAGCAGGGUCAUCGCCGAGAAUAUGAUGCCGCAAACUCAAGCGAGAGCACUCCCGCUCACAAGAGAAACAACACCGACGACGACACCGGCCACAAUACCAACCGCGACACCACUGGUGCGAGGGCCCGGACUAUGUACCGCACCCCGUCACCUCGCAGGCCGCUUCGCCCCGACUCACAGUCACCCACCAGCUCUGCCAUCCCGCAGAGCUUCUCACAAGACAUCAUCGGCAAUGUCACACCCCCGGACGUCUUCACCGCUUCACCCAACAGCUCUGCAAUCCCCCGGAGUUUUACACAGAACAGCACAGGAACUGUCAUACACCACAACAUUUUCGUGGCAUCUCCCAGCAGCUCUGAUAUCCCCCAGAGCUCAACGCCGGACAGCACAAGGACGGUUAUUCACCACGACGUCUUCAAUGUCGGCGAAGACAGCGACAGCGAUGAGAUUGGCCCCGUCACCGAGGGGUACAGCCCGCUAGAUGCUGAGCGCAGCUAUCGCGGAUCCGGGUUGUUCGUCGGCCAUCCUACUACCAGAUCCAGUCCUGUUAACGGACUCACGCCAUCUCCUGUGCCUUUCACCAACGGGGGUUCUCCAUCCUCCAAAUCUACCCGCGCCUGAACCGGACACCGUCGGCCCUAAUUGAGGGCCCUUUAAACUGAAGUUGAAGAGAAGGGGAAAAGUUGAACCAUUAUUUGAACCGCACACACCUGUCUUUUGUCUUGCUUGCUUUCUCUCCUUCGUUGUCCUUCAUUUUUCUCCUUUGUCCAUGACUUCAUGCGGAUGAUCUGAAAGAUCGGCUGGAAGAGCCAAC